AUGAAUACUUUAAAUGUAAUAAGUAAUACUUUUGAAAAUGUUAAAAGCACUAUAAGAGAAAAGAGUUCUGCAAACCGUCUACAAAACUUAAAGAAGGAUAUUCUAUUCCUCCAGACGGAACUGCUCGUGCUUGGUAAAGAAAACCCUGAUCAGUACAUUAGAUCCAUUGCCAUGGAAGGUUACUUAGCUUUACUUUCUGCAAAAACAUUACCAAUAUCCCUUUUAGAGAAAAAGAACAUCCUGACAGUGGCAUUUGACAAAAUAAAGCAAUUUUCAUUGCGUGAGGAAUGCCUUUUCAUAUUUCUAAGAAUCCAAAACUUACUCUGUUAUUAUUUGUUGCAACUUAAUGAGAUAAACGUAGCAAGGGACAUACUAGAGAAUAUGGAAGAACUGUAUGACAAGAUAAGUAAAUCAAAAGCAGAAAUGUAUUUAGAUGCUGAAGAUUUGUUUACAUCCGAACCCAUAGAGAAUAUUAAGCGAUUAAAUCCAGAGAAAAUUGAUAAAGUGAUUACUAAUAACGUACAGAUGUUAGCCUUUUUGUAUAACAAAUUGAAUAUGCCACAAAAAUAUGCUUUGUAUAAUCAUACAGCAUUAAGAAGACAACUUGAAAUGAAGGAAGGCACUCCUCAAGAUUGGGCAUUACGAACCUCUAGACUAGGUAACUAUUUCACUUACCUCAACCAAAUCGGAAACGCCAGACAUCAUCUUUGCGCAGCAUAUCAUAUCUUAAAAACCUGUCACGAUAAUUGUAAACUUAUGCCAGAGGAAUUUGUUUUACAAAAAGCUGACUUCGAAAUGCAUUUUCUCGAAUUGAGUCACCAUUGGGUCAAGUAUGGAUUAACACUCUAUAAGUUAUCUCGGAAAACAAUCUUGACACGGUAUUUUUCACAGCCCAGUUCUGGACCUGAUUUAUGGAGACCUUUAGACGUUUUAAGCGAAGUUCUAGAAAAUCCAGAAAAGAUCGACGAGGAAAAUUCUAAAGAUCAUGGAGCGGAGAAGGGGGGCAAAGGCGAUUUUACAACUGAGAACGUCUACAAUUUUCCCUCUUUAGAUUUAAAAGAAAUGGAAAGCCGAGUUCCGGUAGAUAUUAUCCGUACAGUAGAAGAUGCAAGAAAACUUUUUACGUUUACGCAUAAGUGGUUGAUGCGAGCUAAACACUAUUAUGAUUUUGAACACCAUUCAGCUCAAUACAUAUCUUGCUCGCUACAACAAGCUGAAUUGUAUGAACACUUGGCUUUCUUUGAGAAGAAUAUUGACAACCAAUAUAGCAUACAAAAAAGAAGAGCAGACAUUCUAGAAACAUUAAAUUCUUUACUCAAAACAUGUGACAACGAUAUGACUAUACAAAUAGAUAUAAUAAGAGAACUAUCUCAAGUCCAACUCGAACUGAUGGCUUUGAAUUUACAAAAGUUGUGGAGGGAAGAAUCUCAGACUAACGUAUUUAAUUUAGAUAGCGACGCAGAUUCUAUUAUCAAUUCUUUAGAUUCCGAAUCUAAUAAGACUUUAACGGAAAAAACUUUGCAUGCUAGCUGUAAAAAUAUGUUUUUAAGGCGGAUGGAGGCUGCCACAUCUAUUAAUGGCAAAUUGUUUAGACUGAGCGGACAACUAGUGCCUCAAACUCCAUCUGAAUUGAGCUUUGAAUUCAGUUCAAUGAAAGUUUGA
Danaus chrysippus (African queen) is the source of this 1662-nucleotide messenger RNA. Lineage: Eukaryota; Metazoa; Arthropoda; Insecta; Lepidoptera; Nymphalidae. The record is from the annotation of a GenBank genome assembly.